AUGAGUCGAGCGCAGGACCCACUGCGCGCCCAUCGAAGCCAACGUCGACUAUUGGGCAACGACAUCGGUCGCACGGCGCGUGCAACGGCCGACAUCUGCUGCGACGACCGCAAGAACACGCCGGGUUGCCCGCUCUACGUCUGGAACCCCCACGAUGGCGGCUCGUGCUGGCUCAAGAGCAAGAAGGAUCCCAGGACGCAAUCUCCAGGUGCCCAAUCGGCGACGCUCGAGGUGACGCCUGCACGCACGACGAGCACACCUGCGCCAACCACGGUACCGCCUGUGCCCACGACCGAGACGCCCGAUCCCACGAGCGCCACGCCGGAGCCGACCACAUUUCCUACAGGCACGCCCGAGCCUACGACCUCGGCACCGCAACCGACGACCUCGACACCUGCGCCCACGACCGCCGCGCCGGAGCCCACGAUUAAGACGUCUGUGCUAACGCCUGCUCCAGUGGUUUCGUCGCCGGCACCUUCGACGAACAGCACGACGCCCAGCGUCCACGACAUUCGCACGCUCAAGUACACCGCCUACGAGCUCACGUACGACUGCAAGGAGCGCACAGCGCUGCGCUGGUUCUACGUCAUGGGCAAAGAUGUUGGUAACGCGAAGCGUCCGGGGUCGUUCUACGAAGACCCGAACAUGCCCGAAGGUUGCUUGCAGCAAAAGUCGACCAAGGCGUACUCGAAUGGCUACGAUCGCGGUCACUUGGUCACGUCCAACCACAUGGAUACGGACGCCACCAUCGCCCGCGAGUCACACUACAUGAACAACGUUGUGCCGCAAGUGUCGACCUUCAACCAGGGCAUUUGGUUUGUCGAUGGCUGGGGCAUCAAGACGCCGAGCUACUUCUGGAAGGUUGUGCUCACGACGGACCCGAAGACGUACUUGGUGUCGGUCGCCUCCAUUGAAGCACGGCUCAACGACGGUCUUGGCCCGAUUCCAGUGCCAGAGGGGCUCAAGAACACGGUCGAGUCUGCGACGUGGGCUCUUCCCGACAACUGCGAUCACGGCCGCCGCUUGUUGUAA
Saprolegnia parasitica CBS 223.65 is the source of this 1032-nucleotide messenger RNA. RefSeq lists its product as hypothetical. Lineage: Eukaryota; Oomycota; Saprolegniomycetes; Saprolegniales; Saprolegniaceae. Gene Ontology annotation, molecular function: metal ion binding; endonuclease activity; nucleic acid binding. The record is from RefSeq and is a predicted model, not a curated record. The transcript is spliced from 4 exons. The coding region runs from base 1 to 1032 and encodes 343 amino acids.